Messenger RNA from Lottia gigantea (owl limpet), 849 nucleotides. RefSeq lists its product as hypothetical. The transcript has 3 exons. The coding region runs from base 1 to 777 and encodes 258 amino acids. The record is from RefSeq and is a predicted model, not a curated record. NCBI's taxonomy places the organism in Eukaryota, Metazoa, Mollusca, Gastropoda, Lottiidae.
AUGAUAUGGUUUGGACUAUCGUCUAACUCUUUAACAGGUUGGGAAAGUAAAAUGCUCAAAUUAAAGAAAGCAAUUAUAGAUAAAAAAAUAACGAGAUUCAACAUGAAUUCCUUUUUGUUUCUUGUGUGUGUGGUACCCAUGGUAUUUGCUGGUAUGUUGGGCGAAGACAACAUGGGCUCAUGGGAGAAAAAAGAAGGGGGCAUGAUGAGCGAAUAUGAAAAAUGGCAGAUGAAAGACAAGAAAGAUCAAAUGAUGUAUCUACAUAAAUUCCAAGAGUUCCUCCUUUUCAAAGACAAGCUCCAGAAAAUGAAAGAAAUGGAACACAAGAAGAAUGUUUUUGAAGAAUUCAUGAAAUGGAAAAUGAACAAGAUGGGAGAAAAGAAGAGUGAAGAACAAGACGAUGGCAUGAAAAAGGAAGAAUCCGGCGAUUUUGGAGUUGUACUAAAAAAGAUGGCAUCCGACGCUCACAAAAACGCCAUGAUGAUUACGCAUGCCUUCCUUGCAUUAUGUAAAUGCCAGAAUGAAAUGGGUAUUGAGAAGAUGUUUGAUAAUAAAGAUGACAAGGGCAGUAAAGAUAGCACGAUGGGUGAUAUGUUUGAGGGUGAUAUGCCUGACUUCAUGGGUAACAUGACUGCCAAAGCCGAGUUCUUGAAAAAUUUGUCUAAAGUAGAACAGAAAAAGAUGUUCGGCUAUGGUCUUGUUAAAUCUAUGUGUAAUGGAGCUAAAACCUUCAUUGUACAUGCUAAAGAAUUCGAAGAAACCUACAUGAAAAACUAAGGACAACAUUAAGGAAGCAGAUUUUGGAGAACCUUCUGAUGGUCAGUUUUUCUAAAUAAAGUUGUUAACAAC